Molecule: messenger RNA, 1746 nt
Organism: Eremothecium gossypii ATCC 10895
Lineage: Eukaryota; Fungi; Ascomycota; Saccharomycetes; Saccharomycetales; Saccharomycetaceae
Gene: CNA1
Product: calcineurin catalytic subunit A
Exons: 1
Coding region: 1-1746 (581 amino acids)
Biological process (GO): fungal-type cell wall organization; calcineurin-mediated signaling
Cellular component (GO): calcineurin complex; cytoplasm
Molecular function (GO): calmodulin-dependent protein phosphatase activity; calmodulin binding
Source: RefSeq, marked provisional
AUGGUUAGGCUAUCUUGGAGCGGCGAUCGGGAGCAGCAAUCUAGCAGCAAGCAGGAGAUGCCGUCAUCAGACCUUCUCCAUGAGGCGCACGAGAACACAAGGAAGAUAAAUGCGGCCUUGAAUGUUAUCGAGUCAAAGCCACAAGACGGAACCGGGCGCAAGAAGAGCUUGUCCAUCUAUACACUCGAGGAUGGGACCAAGGUAUCGACUAAGAAGCGGGUUGUGAAGUCGGUACCGCCUGUGGCAAAGAGGUUACCCACUGAUGAGGAGUUGUUUGAUGCCGACGGUUUGCCGAACCAUGAGUUUUUGCGGGAACACUUCCGGAAAGAAGGCCGCUUAAGUGAAGAACAAGCGGUGCGGAUUUUAGAGAUGGCCACAGAUAUUCUCUCUCGCGAGCCGAACUUGCUACAGGUGUCGGCCCCCAUCACCAUAUGCGGCGACCUUCACGGACAAUACUACGAUCUGUUGAAGCUAUUUGAGGUGGGAGGUGAUCCCAAGACGACGCCUUAUCUCUUUUUAGGAGACUAUGUGGAUCGUGGCUCGUUUUCCUUUGAAUGUCUUCUCUACUUGUACAGCUUGAAGAUCAAUUAUCCUGACCAUUUUUGGAUGCUACGGGGAAACCACGAAUGCAAACAUUUAACGUCGUACUUCACCUUCAAAACCGAAUGUCUUCAUAAGUACAAUCUGCGGAUUUACGACCUGUGUUGCCACUCAUUUAACGCGUUGCCUUUAGCUGCUGUGAUGAAUGGGCAAUACUUUUGUGUUCAUGGGGGUAUUUCUCCCGAGCUAAAGACGGUCGAGGAUGUCAACAGGAUCAACAGAUUCAGGGAAAUCCCUUCCAGGGGCUUGAUGUGCGACUUGUUGUGGGCUGAUCCAAGCGAGACGUACGACGAGGAUGCAGACGAUCCAAGUACUCUGGCCUAUACGCCGAAUAUUAUCAGAGGUUGCUCCUUUGCAUUUUCUUACAAGGCAUCUUGUGAGUUCUUGCAGCGAACUGGCCUUCUCUCGAUAAUUAGGGCCCACGAAGCCCAAGAUCAGGGCUACAGAAUGUACAAGAAUACCAAGAAUCUGGGCUUUCCUAGUUUACUUACGUUGUUCAGCGCACCCAACUACUUGGACACUUACAAGAACAAGGCCGCGGUCCUAAAAUACUCGGAUAACGUUAUGAACAUUAGACAAUUUAACAUGUCACAGCAUCCGUAUUGGUUACCGAAUUUCAUGGACGUAUUCACCUGGUCUUUGCCAUUUGUUGGCGAGAAAGUGACUGAAAUGUUGGUUUCGAUAUUAAACAUUUGUACUGAAGAAGAAUUGGAGGAAGAGACUUUUGUUAUAAGGGAGGACUUAGGUGCUACAUUGAAGUCCAAAAACACUGAGCAGGUUGUAACUGUUAUACCUGGCUCCAAGAAAUCGAAGAAAAAACGGUCUAUUCUGGACGAUGAUGCAAAACGGCGUGCACUACGCAGUAAAAUAUUGGCGAUUGCCAAGGUUUCCCGAAUGUAUAGCGUGUUGAGAGAAGAGAGCGAUAAGGUGCAGUACCUAAAAACAAUGAAUUCUGGCGUGCUGCCUCGUGGAGCGCUGUCACGCGGGUCUGAAGGUCUGAACGAGGCGCUGUCUAACUUCGAGCGCGCUCGUAGAGCGGAUUUGGAAAACGAACGACUUCCACCAUCAUUAGCAGAUGUGGAGAAGUCUAGAGAGCAGUAUUACAGAAAGAAGCUCGAGGAGUUUAAUGAAAAGGAAGAGAAAUAA